CCUUCCCCUUGGUUCAUCAUAGCCCUCUGGGAAUUGCAGUCUUUUAAAAACGAAUCCUUUGUUCAGUUCAGCCGUCGUGGGAAAUGUAAAAACUACAUUUCCCAGAAGUCUCAACGAGAAACCGCUCGCUUAUAUAAACAGGGAACGGAAGUCUGUCACCCUUAGCAACGGACCUCGUGUUUCCGCCCAGUCCCACCUCUGUGGAAAAAAAAAAUAAAAAUGGCGUCGACUAAACAGUCGGGGUGCGCCGUUGCAGAAAAUUCGUUAAGCUGGUGUUUGUCGCAAUUAGGAAAAGCGACGCACAGGUCUGCCCGCAGUAGAGAUGAGAGGCAGUCUGAGGCCGACUUGUGCAGGGCGCUUAUCGCAAUCCGAAAGCGGCACAUCAAAGCUAGUGGGGGUAUUGCGCGCUACCGGGAGCGCGGUGGGCUCCUCCCCCUGCUCGAGCUGCUGCGACGGCCGCGCGCGGGGAAAACCCUCGACUUGGCGCUCAGCAUACUGGCCAACUGCUGCACCGAGGAGGGGACGAGAACCGAGGUCCGAAACCUUGGAGGGAUCCCCCCACUCGUCACCGUCUUAAAGUGCCUGAAUGCCGAAAGUGUUCAGAAUCGAGCAGCCCGUGCGCUGGGCAACCUGGCAGUCAACCCAGAGAAUUCAGCCCUCAUUCACAAGGCGGGUGAGUACAUGUGCCCGUGUCUAUGCUGUCACACGCAGACUCUUGUUCAUCGGCCUCACUCUUCAUCUCUUUGUCUCCCCCCAGGUGCCGUCUCCCACUUGCUGCACGCUCUCCGCCUCAGUUCAGAUUCUGAAUGCUUGCAAUCGGUCAUCCGGGCCCUGCGCCACCUCUCCGACAGCCCAGCCCAUCGCUUGGCGCUACUGACUCAGGGGGCCUUGCCUCCAUUGGUAGAGCGGCUCGGCCCUGACGUGUCUCAGGAAGUGACUCUGGCCUCCCUUUCUGCUCUCUGGGAACUGACGAGGGGCUGCUCACAGGAAUGUGCCCUGGAGAUGUCCAAGUGUGAUGCCCUGGUCAAGCUGGGCGCUCUGGCCCUCUCUCAGAAUGGCAGUGGCGCAGGCCAAGACCUGCUGAGGGAGCCCAGUCUCAAAGUCUUGUGCAACGCCUGCCUUCAGGGUAGCCUACGUCCCACCAUCGGCUCUGUGGGAGCCAUCCCCCGUUUUGUGGAGGAGAUUCGGCGAGAGCCGAGCAAAUCGGGACACUAUGUGCGCGCCCUGUGCUUGUGCUGCCGCGAGGCGGUCAACAGGACCAAAGUACGUGAAUCUGGGGGACUGGAGCUGCUGGUCAGCUUGCUGGAUGGGAGGACGGCCCCGUCGGCGUCCAUAGCGAAUCUAGUGGUGUACGCCUUCAUUGACUUCAUCUAUGACGAGGUGGCCCUGGAGCAGCUCCAGGCGGCAGGGCUGGUACCCUUGCUGGUAGCCCGCCUGGUGGACUUCGCCAGGGGGAAGAAGCUUGCAUCUGCGGAAGGGGAAAGCCAUGACCAGCAGGAAGAGGAGGACGAGGAGGUGGCCUGCUUGUACACUCAGUCCUUUGACUACCCCAGUGAUGGGCCUCCAAAGAGAGACGCAGCAGAGAGUAGCCAGAGUUCCACCAGCUUCCUGAGCCUUCGGUCGUGGUUAAUUUCCGAGGGUUACAUUGCAAGUCCGGGAGAGCUUUCACCGCAGUGGUCUCCAGUAGAGGGUGUCCUAGACCUGGAGGGCCUGGAGGUUGGGGGCGGCUCAAUGGUCGACUCUCUCAAUCCUUCUUCUCUUGAGCCCCCCGAAGUGGACGGACAGCCUACAGAGGGACUGGAGUCUGGCCUCUCCCUUGGAGUCCCAAGUGGACCAGAAGGUCCAGCACUCGACUGUACUGGCAUCCAAAAUGUGGAAAGAUAUGGGGAGGGCGGCCAGCAGGCAUUGCUAGAAAGCACUCACCCCUUUGGAUCUGCAGAAGGAAGUGCAGCUGACCUGCCGCUGGUGGCCACCGGAGUAACAGACACAACAUUAAACACCACCGAUGGUCAUCUCUCACCCACAAUAGAGAAUCUGGUUAAACUGGAGCAACCCAAGCCCAGAAGUUUCAUGCCUGCACAGGCGUCCAGGUGUCGGGCAAGCGGACAGCGUUGGCAGACUAUGAAGCUGGACCUGGAAGAAGAAGCUGCAUCUAUAAGGAAGCCUUGUGCCGCAGGUUCAGAAGCAGCCCACCCCUGCCAGCCUAGCGGUAGAAAUAUGGAGGUGGAUCACACCAUCUCUCUGGUGACCAUGGGCGAAAUCCGCACACCGCCAAGUGGUGGCUGUCGCCGCAGGAUGCGUGGUCGAUCCCGCUCUUCCCAAGGAGAACCUCCCUCUCCACAGACCCCUCUAGAUAGCUCACUGACCACUGGGGAAAAACGGCUAGGGACUGCGGCCAAUCUGCAGCUCCAGCAGCAACAGCUAGACCGAGAAUUUCUUAGUACCCCUGUCCGUGAGCUCCUGCAGUCCACAGAGGUCUCCCUGGGAACUCCCCAAAGCGCCAACGCCAGGUCGCAUCCUUACCACCCGGAGCCCUGGGGUCCUGAUGCCCCUCUCCUGCUGCUGCUGUCCCGCUUUUCACAAGCUUUGGAUCCAAGUGCCGUGCUGGUCACCCCUUCUGUUCUUGGGGGACUGCUAGACUACCUCACCCUCUCGCCAAACCCCAGCCCUCGCUGCUUUCGACUCUUGUCUCGCCUGACCUGCAAUCCAAACUGCCUUGAAGCCUUUGUACGCAUCUUUGGGGUCAGCAUGGUCCGCCUCAGACUGAUCUUGUCUUCGGAUCUCUGCUUAGGUGGAGGAGGAGGAGAAGGAAGCUCGGCAAGUGCUCCGGAGAAGGAGGUCUUUCAGCGUAUCCGACAGCUAGGUACGACACUCCUACAGAACCUGCGUGUCCAGUCCGAGUCACCCUUUGGAAUUGGGGUGCUGAGUCACAUGAUGAUGUCAGGAUCUGAGGGUGACAAGGUGGCCUGCACACUCGCCUUGCCCUUCCUUUGCCGGAGUGAAGCCAUGUUACGAAAGCUGCUUUUGGAUCAUGGUGGACUACAGCUGACCCUUGACUUGGUGUUCUCCUCCUCUAGUUGCCAUGCUGGUUUGACACUUGAGGCCCUUUGUGGAGCGAAGACCCCAGUCUCCGGUGUUGGUGCCCAGUCACAACCACCCCAGCUCUCCAGCCCUUUCUAUGGCUUGCUGGUUGAUGCCAUCACCUUCUUGCUGGGCCACGGUGAGGAAGACCUCUCCAAGGAUGAGGUGGUAGAACGCAGGGUAAAGGAUAACCGAAGAACUACGUCCCUUGUCCCCACUACUGGUGGCACUGGGCAGGGCUGUACCUACAAGCUGAUGACAGAAACUGGGGAAGCCGACUUGGUAUUCCUGCUGGAUGAUGGAUUCCGGGUGGCUGCCAGUCGGCACGCCAUCACGAAUGGCUCGGAUUACUUCCGGGCAAUGCUGUUAGGCGACUUUUCAGAAUCGCGCAGUGUCGCUGGGGCCACCAUCCAGAUCCGGGAUGUGCCACCAGAGAUUUUCAUUCCCGUUCUCCAUCACUUGCAUGGCUGCUCGCUGGGCACGCUGGCGGAGGUGCGCUGCCCAGAAAUGGCACAGAUAAUCACCGACAGUCAGCGGAGUGCUUUCAGUGAAUCGCCCCUGGGACGCACGAUGGAGGGGGCCAACCGCUUUCUGCUACCGGCCUUUAAAAAGCAGCUGGAGGCGCUCUUGGACUUUGAAGGUGGGGAGAACAGGUUGGAAGUCAGCCUGGAAAAUUUGCCGGCCAUCUAUUUCUUUUCCAAACAGCAUUAUUACCCGGAGGUGGCGCGCCGUUGCCUACGCUUCUUGUUCUUGCGGUCGCCAUCGGUUCUAGAGGGUGGCACCUGUCUGGCCACCCUCAUUAGUGAAUCUAUAAACCCAGCAGAGCUGAGUGCCGAACUUCAUGACCUGAUUGCCGAAUUGCUAAGGUGACAGCACAGGGUGAAGCGUUGGGGUUUGGGUGGGAUGGGUGGGGUAUUGAAGCAGACUCAUGGUAGGGUGUGCUCUGUAAAUGUGUGUAUAUAUAAAUAAAUAGAUCUAUAUAUAUAUUGUAUAAAUGAGUGCCCGGGUCAAAGAGCCUGAGCGCUGCCCGUCUGAGACGUGGUCCCUGUGUCCCGAGCAAGAUUUGAUGUUUCUUCAGUCAACGGUAGCCUACAGUGAGCAUUAAAGAGUGCUGACCUUAACCCA
Molecule: messenger RNA, 4206 nt
Organism: Polypterus senegalus (gray bichir)
Lineage: Eukaryota; Metazoa; Chordata; Cladistia; Polypteriformes; Polypteridae
Gene: armc5
Product: armadillo repeat containing 5
Exons: 6
Coding region: 220-3951 (1243 amino acids)
Biological process (GO): anatomical structure morphogenesis
Cellular component (GO): cytosol
Molecular function (GO): protein binding
Source: RefSeq, a predicted model, not a curated record